This is a messenger RNA of Lampris incognitus (smalleye Pacific opah), 4594 nucleotides long. RefSeq names its product K(lysine) acetyltransferase 2A (gene kat2a). The coding region runs from base 48 to 2441 and encodes 797 amino acids. The record is from RefSeq and is a predicted model, not a curated record. The transcript has 18 exons. Gene Ontology annotation, cellular component: histone acetyltransferase complex; nucleus. Gene Ontology annotation, biological process: positive regulation of transcription by RNA polymerase II; chromatin remodeling. NCBI's taxonomy places the organism in Eukaryota, Metazoa, Chordata, Actinopteri, Lampriformes, Lampridae. Gene Ontology annotation, molecular function: histone H3 acetyltransferase activity; protein binding.
AGGAGUGUAAACGCCUAAAGAAGAGUCUGCCGCUAGCCAGCGUGGAUAUGUCGGACCCGGCGGCGCAGGCCCUCCAACCCCGGCUUCUCCAAGCCCCGUCCGGCGGUCCUGCUGGGGCCAACACCGCAGCAGCGAGCUCUGGGUCGGGGAACAGCGAUCCGGCGAGACCGGGCCUGAGUCAGCAACAACGGGCAAGCCAGAAGAAAGCUCAAGUUCGAGCUUUCCCGCGGGCGAAAAAGCUUGAGAAACUUGGCGUCUUCUCCGCAUGCAAGGCCAGUGAUACAUGCCAAUGCAAUGGCUGGAAAAACCCAAAUCCACCCACAGCCCCUCGUAUGGACCUGCAGCAGCAAGCAGCCAGUCUGAGUGAGCCCUGUCGAAGCUGUGGACAUGCUUUGGCUGACCAUGUGUCCCACCUGGAGAAUGUGUCCGAGGAAGAGAUUAACAGGCUGUUGGGGAUGGUGGUGGAUGUGGAGAACCUCUUCAUGUCUGUGCACAAAGAGGAGGAUACAGACACCAAACAGGUCUACUUCUACCUCUUCAAGCUGCUGAGGAAAUGCAUCCUACAGAUGAGCCAGCCCAUUGUAGAGGGAUCUCUAGGUAGCCCACCCUUUGAAAAACCCAACAUCGAGCAGGGGGUGUUAAAUUUUGUUCAGUAUAAAUUUAGCCACUUGGCUCCCAAGGAAAGACAGACCAUGUUCGAACUUUCAAAGAUGUUCCUAUUGUGUCUGAACUACUGGAAGUUGGAGACUCCCACGCAGUAUCGCCAGCGCUCCCAGAAAGAUGACGGUACUGCAUACAAAGUGGACUACACUAGGUGGUUGUGCUACUGCCAUGUCCCUCAGAGUAAUGACAGUCUACCGCGCUAUGAAACCACUCAGGUGUUUGGCCGUAGCUUGCUCAAGUCCAUCUUCACCGUGACGCGGCGGCAGCUUCUGGAGAAGUUCAGAGUGGAGAAAGAUAAACUCCUGCCAGAGAAACGUACACUCAUCCUCACACACUUCCCCAAAUUCUUGUCCAUGCUGGAAGAAGAAAUCUAUGGGGAGAAUUCACCCAUCUGGGAGGCUGACUUCACCAUGCCUGCCUCAGAUGGAACACAGCUGGGACACCAAACAGUGAUCAGUCCGGCUUCAGUGUCUGGCUCCCCCUCUCUCUCCAAGAGCAAAAGCAGUGGCUCCUCUUUGGGUAGCAUGGACACAGCAGGGGCCGAGCCCAUCACAGGAGAGAAACGCAAGCUUCCCGAGGCACUGACCCUGGAGGAUGCCAAGCGAAUCCGGGUGAUGGGAGACAUUCCGAUGGAACUGGUCAAUGAGGUCAUGAUGACCAUCACUGACCCAGCUGCCAUGCUGGGGCCUGAGACAAACUUAUUGACGCCAAACGCUGCCCGUGAUGAGACUGCCAGGUUGGAGGAGAGGCGCGGCAUCAUAGAGUUCCACGUCAUUGGGAACUCGCUCUCCCAGAAGUCUAACAAGAAGAUCUUGAUGUGGCUGGUUGGCCUGCAGAAUGUCUUCUCUCAUCAGUUACCUCGCAUGCCCAAAGAGUAUAUCACACGACUGGUGUUUGAUCCGAAGCACAAGACCCUAGCCCUUAUCAAAGAUGGCCGUGUCAUCGGAGGCAUCUGUUUUAGGAUGUUUCCAACUCAGGGCUUCACCGAGAUUGUGUUCUGUGCCGUCACUUCUAAUGAGCAAGUGAAGGGCUAUGGAACUCAUCUGAUGAAUCACCUGAAAGAGUACCAUAUCAAACACAACAUCCUCUAUUUCCUCACCUAUGCUGAUGAGUAUGCCAUUGGCUACUUCAAGAAGCAGGGCUUUUCCAAAGACAUCAAAGUGCCGAAGAGCCGUUACCUGGGUUACAUCAAGGACUACGAGGGAGCCACUCUCAUGGAGUGCGAGCUGAACCCUAGGAUCCCCUACACUGAGCUCUCUCACAUUAUCAAGAGACAGAAAGAGAUCAUUAAGAAGCUGAUCGAGAGGAAGCAGAGCCAAAUUAGAAAGGUGUACCCAGGCCUCACCUGCUUCAAGGAGGGAGUACGACAGAUUCCUGUGGAGAGCAUUCCAGGCAUCAGAGAGACCGGUUGGAAGCCAAGCACUAAGGAGAAAGGCAAAGAGGUGAAAGAUCCCGAUUUGUUGUACAACAUGCUGAAAAACCUCCUGGCGCAGAUAAAGACUCAUCCUGAUGCCUGGCCCUUCAUGGAACCAGUGAAGAAAUCAGAAGCUCCAGAUUAUUAUGAGAUCAUCCGCUUCCCCAUUGACCUAAAGACUAUGACGGAGAGGCUGAAGAACAGAUACUACGUGACCAAGAAGUUGUUCAUCGCUGACCUGCAGCGCAUCAUCACUAACUGUCGUGAGUACAACCCCCCAGACAGUGAGUACUGCAAGUGUGCCAACACGCUGGAGAAGUUCUUCUACUUCAAGUUGAAAGAUGGAGGCCUGAUUGAGAAGUGAAAUCAUUAUCAGACUACUAUGUGUAGCUUUGCUCACAGACGGACAAGGAGGGACGUGAAUGGUUACCACACACAAAAAAUGGAGUAUGUGUCAUCAGGAAAUCACCUCCAGCUUUUUUCAUACUGCGAGUAAUCAAAGUUUGUAUGAAUGGAAGUUUGUGGAUGUGACUGAAUGAAGGGAAUGGUUUGGCUAGUAGGAAUGUUAUGGUAGGGGUUUUGGAAAUGCUCAGAGGGCCAGUUAAGCAUCAAAACCUGUCAGAAUGACAUUAUCUUCCCCCUUUCAGACAUUUUAAAGUCCUUUUCCUUUUUCCUGUACUCAAAAUGACUUAAUGAAAAUUCUUAACAUAUACGUUCCAGUUUCAGUGUACCAAAGUGACAGGUCCCAGUUAGAGUCAUGCCAUUCUUCAGUUAUAGUUUGACAUUGUAAGUACAGCACGAUGUAAUUUUUGUUAAUUGUAAUGGGGUUUGUUUCAGCUUUCAUGCCACAAAGACCAUCACACAGAUGUACAUAAUUUAGAGUUCUGCCACAGGAGACUGGACUAUGGGACCUAAGCCACUGUUGCCUUCCGCUGCUGACACUUGAACAGGCCAGUUGACUUCAUGGGUGUACAGACCAUGUCACCUUCAGAGGUAGCCUUUUUAAAGAAGACACACAUUCAGUGAAAGACCAGUAGUACUUUAACAAGUAGUUAGACAGUGCUUGACCUCCUCAAGUGUUGGGCUGGACAGAAGAGAUUUACAACACUUGCAUGCUUAGUUAAAAACACACAUCCUGGGCGUCCGGGUAGCGUAGCGGUCUAUUCUGUUGCCUACCAACACGGGGAUCGCCGGUUCGAAUCCCCGUGUUACCUCCGGCUUGGUUGGGCAUCCCUACAGACACAAUUGGCGUGUCUGCGGCUGGGAAGCCGGAUGUCGGUAUGUGUCCUGGUCGCUGCACUAGCACCUGCUCUGGUCAGUCAGGGUGCCUGUUCAGGGGGGAGGGGGAGUUGGGGGGGAAAGCGUGAUCCUCCCACAUGCUACAUCCCCCUGGCAAAACUCCUCACUGUCAGGUGAAAAGAAGCGACUGGUGACGCCACAUGUAUUGGAGGAAGCAUGUGGUAAUCUGCAGCCCUCCCCGGAUCGGCAGAGGGGGUGGAGCAGCAACCGGGACAGCUCGGAAGAAUGGCGCAAUUGGCCAUGUACAAUUGGAGAGAAAAAAAGGGGGGGGGGGGAAACCACACUUCCCAAAGUUUUCAAACAGCAACAGCGUAUUAGACACCUCUCUACAGUGAACAACACUUAUUGUAGUUGAAAUGUCACUUGUUGGGUUUUUAUUCCAAUCCAUUUAAGGUGCAGUCACAUGGUAGUGUUGGAAGUACUGAAUUCAGUAGUAGCUUUGCUUACCGAGACUGAUUACAGAUGACAGUUGGUGGCAUUUUUUUCAUUGUCAUGAUAGAAUCUUUAAGUCACUUCCACAUAUCUUGCCAGUUAGCUAUUUCUGUUAGAUGCACAGCCACAUAUUUGUGGUGGUCAAAGGUGUUAUGAAUAGUUCGUGUUGACAAAACUUAAAACUUUGUGUGACCUGACCAGUGGUUGACACCCACAUUGGUUGUGUUCUAUUGGACAUAUAUGCUAAGGAUGUGCAAAAGACACUUUCUGGUUUUUUGAUCACUCCGUAGUCAAAAGCUGUAAUAGCUGUUGCAUGCCGGACAGUCUACAGUUCGUAUUCAUGAAGGCAAACAGUCAAACAUUUAAAUUUGCAGCCACGAUUUUUGCCAUGGGUCAAGUGUCCAAUUGAGUGCUUCCCGAGAUGCUCUUUGGGAGGACAUUUUGGGAUGUGGUGGAUCAGUGCCGAUUGAGCCUGCUUGUUGAGAGGUCCAUUUACACAGGUGUAUGUCUCUUUCUAUAUAGCUAUAUAUGUGUGCGCGUGUGUUUAUUUUGUACUUGAACCGCGACUGGCUUUGAAUAACUGAAGUGAUGUCAGUGUCAUUAUUCAGGGUUGUCCGUUUGAUAUGUUUCCUUUUGAUCUACCUAUGCUGCAUUACAGAUUCUCUUACACGGACUGAGCGAAACUUUCAACUGUAACAGGACUGCUACUGUCUCUAGAUCUGUUAUAAAUGCAAAUUACUGUAACUGUAAUACUGUAAUUCAUUAUAAUAAAGAUUUUUGUAUAAG